GAGAAGAUGCUUUUUCUCUUUCCUUCAGCUGUUCAGCACUUCAGCUCAUCUCUUUCAAUCAGAGCUAUACGUGCCGUCUCUACAGACGGAACUUGCGAGGUCUGGACUCGUCCAGCAAGGAGGUGGCGGCAAGGGUGGGUAGCGGAGGUCCUGCGAACAGCCAGUCUCGUAUAACUGUGGACCACUACGCGUCGGCAUGGGUGCGCUGAAGAAAGGACGCCACCUUUACACGGCGGGUCUUCUACUUUUUCUGUAUUGCAUGUCAUCUGCCAUCUCCAAAGGUGCUACAGGGGAUGCUCAGUCAGGCGCCCAACCCUCAGUGCAGGGUACUCUGCCGCACUUCAUUCAGGAGCCAGAGGACGCCUACAUAGUCAAGAGCAAUCCUAUUAAACUCCGCUGUCGAGCCACACCUGCCUUGCAGAUCUUCUUUAAAUGCAAUGGAGAAUGGGUUCACCAGAAUGAGCACUUCUCCCACGAGUACAAAGACCUCAACACGGGGCUAAAGGUGAGGGAGGUGAUGAUCAACGUGUCCCGUCAGCAGGUUGAGGAUUUCCAUGGCCCAGAAGACUACUGGUGUCUCUGUGUGGCAUGGAGUCACUUGGGGACCUCCAAAAGUCGCAAGGCUACAGUCCGCAUCGCCUACCUGAGAAAAAACUUUGAGCAGAAUCCCCAGGGGAAGGAAGUGCCAAUCAACGGGAUGAUCGUUCUGCAUUGUCGGCCUCCAGAGGGAGUGCCUGUGGCAGAGGUGGAAUGGCUGAAGAAUGAAGAGCUGGUCAGUUCCCAAACUGACGACAACAUCGACACCAGGGCUGACCACAACCUCAUCAUAAAUGAGGCUCGUCUCUUUGACUCGGGAAACUAUACCUGCAUGGCAAGCAACAUUGUGGCCAAGAGACGGAGCACUACAGCCACUGUGACAGUUUUUGUCAAUGGCGGCUGGUCGCUUUGGACAGAGUGGUCUCCUUGUAACGUGCCAUGUGGGCGAGGUGUGCAGAAGAGAUCACGGACCUGUACGAACCCAGCGCCGCUGAACGGGGGAUCUUUCUGCGAGGGCAUGUCUGUGCAGAAGAUAUCAUGCAACUCCCCAUGUCCAAUCGAUGGAGGCUGGGAUGAAUGGAGUGAGUGGACCGUAUGCAGCAUCCAGUGUGAAAGACAACGAAGUCGAGAGUGCAACUCCCCAGCACCCAAACACAGAGGCAAGAUGUGUGAAGGGAACUCACAGGCCACUGAGAACUGCACAGAUGGACAAUGUACUCAGAAUCGAAAGCUGCUACAUGACGUUAAACCUCAAAGUAUGGACAGUACCAAUGACGUGGCUCUGUAUUCUGGCUUGGGAGCUGGUAUUAUUGCUGUGGGCAUACUGGUAGUGGCUAUCAUGCUGUACAGGAAGAACCAGAGCGAGUAUGGUGUAGAUGUCAUUGAUUCGUCUGCACUUGCUGGAGGCUUUCAGUCCUUCAACUUCAAGACCACUAGACAAGGAAACCCCCUACUUCUCAACUCCUCUCUCCCGCCAGAUUUAACUGUGGGACGCACCUACAGCACAUCCCUGUGCUUCCAGGACGGUGCAGACAAAGAGCUUUUUGACCCCUUGCCAGACAUAAAGGUAAAAGUGCAGAGCUCAUUUAUGGUCUAUGGUGUGGCGGAGCAGUCCGAGUUCCAUGCCAAAGCACCUGUUGAGACAUUCCCACGGGACCUGAGCCGGGAUUACUGCAGCUCAAUAGACAGACGCAAGAAAGGUCUGCUCACCUUCAAUGGACCUUUGGGCAUCGGUAAAGAGCAACUGAGGACCUCUGGUGUGUUUGGUCAACCUGGAGGACGGCUGGUGCUGCCCAACGCUGGAGUCAGCCUGCUGGUGCCACAUGGAGCCGUGGCUGAAAAUAUGUCGUGGGAAAUGUACAUGGUGAUCAGUUUGGGAGAAGCAAGUGUCAAUACACUGGAAGUGUGUGAGAUCCCCCUGAGCCCAGAGGUGAUGUAUGGUCCUCCUGGCCUGGACCUAUCUUGCCCAGUAGCCAUGACCGUGGCUCACUGUGCCGAAGUAGACUCUGAGAACUGGAACAUCCAUCUCAAGAGGAGAACCCAGGGCAGUAAAUGGGAGGAGGUAAUGUUGGUGGAGGAUGAGUCCGCUUCUUGUUACUGCCUAAUGGACACCACAAGCUGCCACCUGCUGCUCAACCAGCCUGGUUCCUACGUACUCGUGGGCGAGCCCUUGACACAGGCUGCCAUCAAGAGGCUGAAGCUGGCUGUGUUUGGGAACAUGGAGGGCACUUCCAUGAACUACAGCCUGCGGGUGUAUUGUGUGGAUGAUACACCCCAUGCCUUUCAGGGAGUGGUGGCAGCAGAAAAGAGCAGAGGCGGUCAGCUCCUCGAGGAGCCAAAGAUGUUGCCUUUUCGAGCAAACACCUUCAGCCUGCAGGUGUCUAUCCAGGAUGUCCCUCAGUUCUUGUGGAGCAUCAAACCCUUUACCACCUGUCAGGAAUUCCCCUUUGCCCAAGUGUGGUGCAGCAACCAGCAGCCUCUGCACUGUGCCUUCUCCCUGGAGAGAUACAGUCCCGCCACGACCCAGCUCUCCUGCAAAAUCAGCGUGCGGCAGGUCAAAGGCCAUGAACAGAUUCUGCAGGUUUACACAGCUGUUGGCAAGACUGAAAAGGAAUUGGUUCCAAUUUUCAUGCAGACGGACUGCACCAUCACCUCUCAGACGGGGCCCAGGGCUUUCAAAAUCCCCUUAUCCAUCCGCCAGAGGAUUUGCGCCACCUUUGACACUGCCAACGCCAAGGGCAAGGACUGGCAACUCUUAGCCCACAAACUCCAUUUAGAUCGAAACCUUGGUUAUUUUGCAAAGCAGCAGAGUCCCUCAGCCAUCAUCCUGUGCCUAUGGGAGGCCCGCCACCAGGACACGGCUGACCUCGACUCUCUCGCCAGUGCCCUUGAAGAAAUCGGCAAGAUCCACCCCAAAAGUUACCCCGAGGAUCUAGAUGAGGAGGAGACUGACUUGAAUCAAAUACAGGCGUGCAGCCUUAGAUGAACGUGCACAUUUCCAAAUGGUACAGCAGAGGACUCGGCAUCUCAAUAGCCAGGCUGAGGGAAGAGCAUCAGGCUGUCUGAAUGCAGAUGACAAACUGGUGAUGUAGAAACAUCGAUCUGUCCGAACAGGGAAAGAUUAGGCUUUACCUGCUGUGGAUUCAACUACUACUCUACUUUUUCUUAAUGAUGCUAAUCAACUUCUUCACAUUAUUAUUUUGUUUAUAAUUUCAUUUUCCUUGCUUGUAUUUCAUCCUAGUGGAUUGGUGGGUGAAGAAGUCAAGUCAUUUCUGAAUUGGCAUGAGAACAAAACUGAAAUGCACCAUCUCCUGGCGAUACUAUUGGCAGAAGAUAUUUAAUGCUUAAAUGUUGUAUUUAAAACUGUCUUGAAGAUUUUUGUUUUUCACAACAAAGAGCAAACAGAACAUUUUUCAGACUAAUAUACAAAGUGUAAUAAAAAAAUAUAUAUACAAUAUAGGCCUACUUUACGUGUAUCAUCUGUCCUACGGCAGCAUGGACAGUGUGACUAUCUGACAUGGUUACUGUCCAGUGAUAGUGAUUUCAUACCACAUUUUUAUAGCUGAUAACACUUUUUUUCCACUGCCAGAGAGAUGAGUUAAUUCCCGAGAGCUGUCGGGGGUGCAUGACUGUGACUUAUCAACCAAUUUCACCAUUAGGAGCUGUCAUGUUGACUUCACAUGAGCACACCAAAUUCAAUGCAUCUCUGUUUAUACUGGGGUAGCAGGAUGUUACCAAAACCGCAAGUAAAAUAUAUUCACUAUAUAGUUAGACACCACCAAAUGUUGACAUUGUUGCAAAUUUGGGCAGGGGUCAAAGGACAAACUCUAAAUAAUCUAACAGUCACUUCUCAGUAAUGUUCUGAUGUUGGUUUCACUCAUUUUUUUUCUUUCUUUUAUAUUUGUCAGACUAAUUAAGUUCACCCAGGAGGAAAGGCUUUGGGAGUUUAUGCUAACAGAGAACUGACUGAAAUAAUGAGUAGGUAAGACCGGCGACAUUUUUGACAUCUCUAACCAAGCUCUUUUGACCGAAGGCAGGGACGAACGCCGUAAAUAUUGAACGGGGCCGUGCAUGUAUACAAGAUCCACUAUCCAACUCAACAACAAAAUAACUAUAUACUGUACUUUAGCUCCCAGUACAGAAACCAACAUUAAAGCGCAAGAACUCAAUUAGUACCGUUUUUCACACACACAAAAAAAUCAAUUCACUCAAAAAUUUAAUACACAUAUUCCAGGCACAAAGUACUGUAUUUAUCCUGCAUAUUAUUCCAAAUUAACAAAAAAAUAUUAGGCCUUGUGUUCUGGAUUACAGCAGUAUAAGACUCAGUGUAAGUGAAACUAAGACAUGUCUAAUGAAUUGUGAUAUCACAAUUUAAAAUACAGUAAAAUCAACCUUUGGUGAUUUUGUCACUUUGUCACCUGUGGAUUUGCUUAUUGACAGAUUUAUUUAUGUUUCCCAAUAUCUUUUCCCGUUUGUUUGUUUGUUUGUUUGUUUGUUUGUUUGUUUUUACUUCACAGUCUAAUCAAGCGUUGGUUGUUACACAGUUUGGGGUAAAAUGUUCUAAAAUUAUAAGGCCCUGAUAAUGACUAAAUAAAAUAUGUUAUAUAUAUAUUAUAUAUAUAUAAUUGUUUUGUUAAAACAUUUAAAGAAAAUCAAUGUGGUUCUGCAGAAUGUUGGCACUUCAAGCACACUAACUUAUGAAUCUUUACAAGAAUAAAAUUGUACAAAAGGUACCACUGUGCACGAGCUACAACAAAACUUUUGUGGAGGUGACAAACCUAUUUUUCAUUUCACCUUCCAGUGUCAUCUUGACACGUGUGUCAAUUAUUGCCAGUGUCAGGCAUUGAGUGUAACACAUUACUUCGUACAAUUAGUUUUUGCAGUAUUACAAGUUGCUAAAUGUGUUCCAAUGGUGCAGACCACAAGACAAAUGAACUAAUAUUGACAAGAUAAUGGUUAAAUGAAACAAUCACUAUUAGAAGACUUUCUUAUUCAGAUCUCUCACAAGAUGCGUGCCUAUUUCAACAAAAUUCCAAACACUUUAUUUUUACAUAAUGGUCAGCACUUUACAUGGCUGAAGAGGGAUUGUGAGACCAAUCACUGUCAUUGUUUUAUGGAAGAAAAUGCAAAACGUGUUGAAAAUAUGGAACAAACCCAAUUAAAAAAAAAAAAAAGCAGUGUUUAGAAAUGUGAAGAAGAAUCAUUAUUCCUAAUAGAUGUUUUUUUGAAAUGCUGAAAUCCUUAUUAAAUAAAUUAAUCCCAGAUUUAAAGAAAAAUAGCAAUAAUUUAUUACACGACACAGUAAUAUUGUAAGAAAAAUAACUUCAAAUGCAGAUACCUAAAGUAAUACACUGUUUACGUUUUGGAAAUAAAUUGCCCAACAUUGGUUAUCUGCUUCCUU
This is a messenger RNA of Syngnathus typhle (broad-nosed pipefish), 5437 nucleotides long. It is a transcript of the gene unc5db, whose product is annotated as unc-5 netrin receptor Db. The transcript is spliced from 17 exons. Gene Ontology annotation, cellular component: membrane. Bases 197 to 3022 code for a protein of 941 amino acids. Gene Ontology annotation, molecular function: protein binding; netrin receptor activity. Gene Ontology annotation, biological process: netrin-activated signaling pathway. NCBI's taxonomy places the organism in Eukaryota, Metazoa, Chordata, Actinopteri, Syngnathiformes, Syngnathidae. The record is from RefSeq and is a predicted model, not a curated record.